AUGGGAAUUAAGAACAAAAUUUCCAACACUAAGACACUCAGCUCUGAAAAUGACUUUGAACCUUGUAUGUGGAACAGCUCAUUGUAUUCUAGAUCAUAUUUUGAAAAACUGAAGGCAAAGAAGUUCGGAUAUUAUGAUAAAUUCAGCAUAUUGAGCUUUCUGUUCUUUCACUGGGUUAGAAAAUGGGUAUACACACUUUCCAGGGAAUUUUAUGAGCCUUAUAAAUUCCCUCCACUGCCAGUGUCAGACCAACUGAUGAAAUUGCAACCAAUAUUUGAUAAGCACGUGAGUGAUGGAAUACUUAGACUGGAAUCAUAUCUAGUAGCCAAGUCGCAGUCGAAAAAAACAAAGGCCAAAAAACCGUACAAGUCAAUUUUUUUAAGAGCCACAGUUCUGACGGUUGGAAUGAGAACACUCUAUGUAAUCCUUAUUUUGAUCAUCGUUAACAUUUUGACGAUGAGUAUCGCAUUCUUGGUUAAAAAGAUUAUCGAGCUCCUGAAUGAUGAAACAAUCAGCCUCUUUAAAAUAUUAUUUUUCAUCUUGGUUGUUGUUGUUUGUCAAGUGUUUGACACUAUUAUCGCACAAUUCUGCUCAUUUUACCUUUUCAGGAUGAUCUCUAUCAUACACUAUUUAAUUUCGUUCUCCACGUAUCAGCACUUCCUGUGCUAUAGAAGAAAAUAUUUUAACAACGUGAAUGGCUCGAACUUCUUGAAGGUGUGCAACCAGGUUCUCCACAGUUGCUCACCAGACUCGGAAUGUUCCAAAAAUCCGUUAUAUUGCCAAGCCAGAAGAUACAAAAACAAAGAGAUAAGCCCUUUAAUGCUUUCAGUUGAGACAAACGACAUAUACUACAUUUCCAUGGCAUAUGAAUCACUAAACUAUAUAGUCAAUUUCCUGAGUGAUUUUAUUUACGGAGUUAUUUUGCUUUCGAAACAGGUGAAAGCUAAUCUCUGGAUUUUGUACGUCCUCGUGCUUUCAAUUGUGUUCUUCAUGGUCGUAUUUGAGAUCUUCAACGCAUAUAUAUUUAAAGUCGUCCUGUACAUUAGAGACCACAAUAUAACUAAAUUGAAUCACAUCAUAUCACACAUUGAUCCUAUAAAGAGGCUUCUCUACGACGACAUCGCAAUAAACCUUAUAGCACAAAAUAGGAACUUUGAACUUUCACUGUUUUUCAUACACAUGUUGUUAACGUUCUUGAAUUUUACCCUGUACACAAGUUGUAUGAAUCUGUCAUUUUACAUCGUAAAAAAAUAUUUUGUGAAAUCAAUAUCUCAGGCCAGUAAUAUUGCUGAAAUUGACACGGCUGGAUUUAUGACGACAUUUUAUAUAUUAACCAGAAUUAACACAUCGAUGUUUUCAGUGCCUACGUCAAUCAAGCUCAUGGGAAUGGCGUACGUAUCACUUAGGAGAGUAGAUAAGUUCAUCCUUGACUGUUCUCCCAAUUUUUAUAACUCUGAUAACAACUACACAGGCUCUACCCUGGCCUCCAGUUUAAUAGCAGAGACCACAAACCAAAUUCCUAACAACUCUGUUGUAUACUACAAGGACGCCACGUUCACAUGGGUCAACACACUCAAAGACUCACUAAAUGAAAAGUAUCUGCCUUAUUUGAAAAACAUCAACUUUGAGUUGAAACGUGGUGAAAUGGCCAUUGUUACGGGUUCUCAGGGUUCUGGUAAAUCAAACCUUAUCAAAUCAAUCCUUGGAGAUAUGACACUGAUCGGAGGUUCCAUGGCGGUUGUUCCUUUAUACACAUCCAUGCCCAUAUUUUACGCAUCGCAAAAUAUCUGGUUAUUAAAGGGGACCAUUCGAUCCAACAUUGUAUUCGGGUACAAGUUUGACGAACACAUAUACGAGACUGUUAUAAGAGCAGUGGAGCUUGAACAUGAUAUAUCGACAUGGGAGAACGGUGACCUUAGAGUAGUGGCAGAUAAUGCCCAUUCACUCAGUGGAGGUCAGAGAGUGAGAAUGGAAAUGGCUCGUGCAAUAUAUGCUUACCUCAUAUUUCAUAAAGUUAACAAACAAUAUAACAACAGCAAAUGUUCAUUUUUGAUGUGUUUGGAUGCCUCGUUUCAUGGUUUGGACCCAUAUGUAUCCAAAACUAUAUUCAAUAACCUGUUUAACUCAAAAACUGGAUUAUUGGUUAAGAAUGACCUGUCAGUUGUUUUAACAGCAUCAAAACAAACUCUUGAAAUAUGGCCAUCGUUGUCCGAGUUGUCACAAAUACGGAAUGUUCCAAUUUACAACAUCAAGAACCAGACGUUAACAUUUUAUUCCAAUCUUCACGACAUUGUGAAAAAGGAUAAUUCAGAUAACAAAGAUAACAUUCGCUUAUCUACAAGCAGUGAGACGUACUACAUAAACUAUCUGACUGAUGAUAUGCUUAAUCUGUGUUCAUCUGAUGCCACUACUAGGGUGGGUAGAAUGGAAGUAACUGGGUUGUUGUACAGUCAAUCUUUCAAAAAAUAUAUCGAUGAAGAACUUGGUGGCGUAAAACUAAGUCCUCUUAAGAUUUAUUUGUCUCCUGCUAUAUGGUUGUUUACAAUUUUUAUGUCGUUAUCGAUCGGAUUUAAUGUUUUGGAUAACACAAAGUAUGUUCUUACAACCACGCUUUCUGACUUCAUAAAUAAGCAGAUUAAUCAAUAUAACAAAGGCCAAAUUGUUGACUUGUCUGAAAUUAAGACACGCAGUACUUGUUCACUAAAAAUAAUAACCAUAAUUGUUUUUGUUGUAAUUAUACUAUCGAUUCUAGCGACACUUUUUAUUUCCUUAUCAUGUAUUACAUCUUCCCGUAAAAUUCAAGAAUAUUGUGUUAGUUCGAUUUUUAAGCACAGCUCAUCAGUAAUAAAGAUAAAGAAUAAUUUAAUCAAAAUAUUGACCUAUUUGAUUUUUGACAUUCCCAUUGUUGAUGAUGCCAGCGUGUUAUUUCUUACACUUUUCCUAUUUUCCACCGUUCAUUGUUCAAUUAUUAUUUUUACAUUGUUUUAUUUGGUUCCCUUAUCAAUACCAAUAGUUUUCUUAACACUGAUUAUUAUCUUUAAAUUUGUCUUUCUACGUUUAGUAAAUUCAUGCAAAAACAUACACUUAGCAUAUGUAGAAAGUUAUGACCAUUUAAAUUAUGUUCACGAGAGGGCCAUCACGGGAUCACAGAUUUACAGAAGUUUUAAAAAGUAUUUUGAGCUUAUUAAAAAUGGAAUUGAACACAGAGACUACAGGGCUAGGUCAGUAUUUAUAACUCGUUCUAUUCAAAUCUGGUCAGUUGUAAUAAGUAAUUGGAUCUUUUCAGUUACUAUACUACUUACAUCUAUCACAAUACUUUUACUAAAUAAAUUCACUACAUAUAAAUUUGAGGUCGGCCGUUUUGCUUUAACACUAUCUCUGUUCAUUAGUGUUAUUAGGUCGAUAGCCAUGUUUUCCAUGUGCUACUCUAUGUUUGGGAUGUAUAUGUGUUCUGUUCAAAGGUUUCAAUAUUUCGUCCCACCGGGCUCCAAGCUUAAAUUUGACAAAUGUGUUAACACACACGAAGAAUAUCUAGUCCAUCCCAUCAAUAAAGACUUUAAAGAUUUAAACAAAAACCAACUGUUAAAAAGGAGGGCAAUUGAAUAUAAGGCUAAUAACACGAAAUUUUAUGGAGUGAGGAGGCUUUUUCACCAUCCCAAAAUUUCUAUUGUAGAUGCUGGUCGCUAUAUGACUCCAGAACAUACAGGUGUUGAGUUGAUAGACGUUUGUGUGUAUACUACACAUAACCAUGAGCCUGAAUCGAUGAUUUUGAAACAUGUUUCGGUUUCAGCGCAUCGAUCUGAAAUUAUUGGUAUGAUUGGUAAAACCGGUGCGGGUAAGACGACUUUAUUGUCAGUGUUACAGAACACAGCUGAGAACAGAACGGGUCAAGUAUUGUUGGACAGUAGUGAUUUGAAUGACAUUCCCAAGGCUGUUCUUAGACAAGUUAUAGGUGUGCUACCGCAACUACCUUUCGUAUUUAGUGGUUGGAAUGUCCGUAUGUUCCUAGAUCCUAGGAGAUUGUUCAGCGACGAUGAAAUAAAUGAUGCACUUAAACGGUGUGGUCUUUUGGAAUUUAUUAACAAUCUUCCUGGUGGGAAGAAAUUGGACACCGUUAUAGUUGGAGUGAAGAAGGCAUUAGGUAAUUCAUCUGACGGUAAUGAGUUUAAAAACGAUAACGAAUAUAGUAAACGAAACUCUGAAACUAAUACUGCUCUAUCAAACAAUCAACUCAGAACACUAUCAUUGGCCAGACUAGUUUUAUAUAGAUAUUUUUACAGAUUAAUAAUUGUUGACGAGCCUCCAGAAACUGAUGAUGCCACUAAUGUAGCAAAUGAUGAUUUAGGAGUUCCGAUUUAUGAACUUUUACGAAAAUAUUUUAGCCAUUGUACUAUAUUUGUAACUGCUCACAACGCCAGUGUUUUAAAAAGUUGUACUUCAAUUUUGUUAAUACAUCAUGGCAGUUUAGCAGGAAUUUGCAAAUCCAGUGAUAUUGCAGAAAAUGUGUCGAUCGCAAAAAUAAUUGAACAAGCAUUAAAACACAACUAA
Messenger RNA from Theileria orientalis strain Shintoku, 4548 nucleotides. RefSeq lists its product as uncharacterized. Gene Ontology annotation, biological process: transmembrane transport. Gene Ontology annotation, cellular component: membrane. The transcript has a single exon. The record is from RefSeq and is a predicted model, not a curated record. The coding region runs from base 1 to 4548 and encodes 1515 amino acids. NCBI's taxonomy places the organism in Eukaryota, Apicomplexa, Aconoidasida, Piroplasmida, Theileriidae. Gene Ontology annotation, molecular function: ATP hydrolysis activity; ABC-type transporter activity; ATP binding.